Molecule: messenger RNA, 822 nt
Organism: Penicillium maclennaniae
Lineage: Eukaryota; Fungi; Ascomycota; Eurotiomycetes; Eurotiales; Aspergillaceae
Exons: 1
Coding region: 1-822 (273 amino acids)
Source: RefSeq, a predicted model, not a curated record
AUGGUCAAUUACACCUGCGAAGCUCCAGUCGAGGGCAUCGUCGGAGCAUACACGGGCAAUAGCUUCGCAUUCCAAGCUGCCAUGGCCAGCCUACUAGGUUGCGCCUUGUACAGCGCCCUCGAGUUGAUCAUCCUGGUCUUCUUGAUAUUCAAGCGCUACCGUGGCUUGUACUUCUGGAGCCUCCUCAUCACAUCCUCCUGCGGCGUCAUGCCCUAUGCGCUUGGCCUUGUAUUGAAAUACUUCGAGCUCGCCCCAAUCUGGAUCCCCGUCACACUAUCAACGUUUGGAUGGAUCAUCAUGAUCACUGGCCAAUCGCUAGUUCUGUACUCGCGACUACAUCUGGUAGUCUAUAACGCCAAAGUGCUUCGCUUCGUGCUGGGAAUGAUCAUCUUUGAUGCCAUCACUAUGCAAAUACCGCAGUUAAUCGCCUCGUACGGCGCGGUUUAUGAUUGCCAGAAAGAUAUAGCGCGCUUCUUCAAUCUCUGGGAGAAGGUGCAGCUGUGUGUAUUCUUCGCGCAAGAGAUUAUCAUCUCAACGAUCUUCAUUGUGGCAGCCAUGAAGCUGAUGCGUUUGAAUCCGACAAGGACCAAGCGAAGAUCCAAUCUCAUGUACCAGCUACUCAUGAUCAACUUUGUGAUUAUCGUGAUGGAUGUUUCCCUGUUGGUACUGGAGUUUUUGAGCGACUUCAUCUUGCAGACGGUGCUGAAAUCUUUUUUCUAUACCGUCAAGCUGAAGCUGGAGAUUGCGGUCUUGUCGCGGUUGAGUUCUUUUGCUCAAGCGCAAGACCAAGGUGGAGGCUCUGGUGUGAGCGGAUUAAGUUGA